CACACACGCAGGCGGCAGCUCUAACCUGACCAGAAUCCCCUUUCCCACCACUUCGGCCUUGGUAUUUCCUUCUUCCUGCCACAAUUGGUGCCCAGGACCGUUACCAUGGAGAAUGAGCAGCUGCAGGUUCCACCUCCCUCCAGCAGCACCAGCAGCACCAGCACUGCCAGCAGCACCAGCAGUAGUAAUGGGCGCCAGCCGGGACCCCAGAUCUCUGUGUACAGUGGGAUCCCAGACCGCCAGACCGUCCAGGUGAUCCAGCAGGCCCUGCACCGGCAGCCCAGCACCGCGGCACAGUACCUGCAGCAGAUGUAUGCAGCACAGCAGCAGCACCUCAUGCUGCAGACGGCCGCCCUGCAGCAGCAGCACCUCAGCAGUGCCCAGCUCCAAAGCCUGGCGGCCGUGCAACAGGCGAGUCUGGCUGCUAACAGGCAGGGCGCCUCCUCCGGCAACAAUGCCGCCCCCCCAACACCAUCCCAGCAGCCCACGAUAAACCUGGCCACGUCCCCUGCUGCCGCCCAGCUGAUCAACCGAACUCAAAGCGUGAACUCUGCAGCCGCCUCAGGCAUCACCCAGCAGGCUGUGCUCCUGGGGAAUGCCACCUCCCCUGCCCUGACGGCCAGUCAGGCCCAGAUGUACCUCCGGGCCCAGAUGCUGGAAGUGAGCGGGGGCCGAAUGCAGAGGGGGAGGGGCCCCCAGCGUUGGCUCCAGAGCCCCUCCCGGGCCUCCCCGAUACCCCAGCAGGAGCUGCUGUUGCCCCGGGGCACCCCCGCUCGGGCCCAGCAAAGUAACCUUGUGCAAGUAGCUAGGAGCCUAGGCCGUGCUGUUCCUUUAUCCCCCCAGCUCAUCUUCACUCCUACGGCCACAGUCACCGCGGUGCAGCCCGAGGGCAGCGCAGCCCCCACCUCCCAGCCAUCCACCACCACUGCUCAGGUCCAGAAUUUGGCCAUAAGAGCCCAGCAGACAGUAGCACAAGGAGUGGCUUCCUCCCAAGCCCAGCAGCUCCCCACCCUGGCCAUGAAGCCAGCUCCAAGCAGCAGUCAGCCAGCCUCCAACACUUCUCAGGGCAAGGCCGUGGGGCCAGCUCCUUCUGUGGGCACCAAGGGCAGCCAGGCUGAGCAGGCAGCAGAGCACUUUAAAAAGGGAGACGGCGGCGUGCCCACCAGCAUGGACAGCCGAGGGCACCCCAUGAGCCGGACGGUGACACCGGUGACUACCCACCCACUCAUCGCCCCAGCGUAUGCCCAGCUGCAGCCCCACCAACUCAUUCAGCAGCAGAAGCAGAUCCAGCACCAGUUUGUGAUCCAGCAGCAGCAGCUCCAGCCCAGGCCUCAACCUCAGCUCAUCCAGGGCGGUGCCAACACCUCGCCCCAGCUGCAGCCGCUGCCCACGCCCAGCCUGGCAGUGCAGCCCAGCCCGCAGGUGCAGGGCCAGAGCCACCCCACCCCACAGGGCCCAGUCCCCCUGUCCCACCCACCACAGUGCCAAGCUUCCAGUCAGCACAAACCUAGUGCUAACCAGCCAUACCAGCCCACUCUGCACACCCCUGGGCUCCAAGCCGUGGGCCCGGCCCAGCCAGCACCUGAGGGCGGGCCUCAGAACAGACACCCCGGGUGCCUGAACCAUGCCACGCAGCGCAAGUUCCAGCAUGCCUCAGCCGUGAUCCUGCAGCUCCAGCCGGCCAUAGGGACGCCUCAGCUCAGCAUCCAGGAGAAUGCCAGGAAAGACGUCCUUCCUGCUGAUAAGAACCCGGAAAGCCUGCCAGCUCAGCAGUCGCAGCCACCACAGGCUGCCCUGAUGCCCCCAGCUGCGCCCCCGGACCCAGAGAUCUCUGAGGGCAGCAGGCCCCCUACUCAUGAGCCGGGACAGGACCGUGUUCAUGUGCAGAACGACCCCAGCAGCCCCGGCAUGACAUCAGGGAACGGAAACUCUGCCUCUACUGUCGCUGGCGCUGCCCCCCAGAAUGGUGAGAAUAAACCACCACAGGCCAUUGUGAAACCCCAAGUCCUGACGCAUGUUAUCGAAGGGUUUGUGAUCCAGGAGGGGGCAGAGCCGUUCCCGGUGGGGCGCUCUUCGCUGCUCGUGGGGAAUCUCAAGAAGAAGUAUGCCCAGGGCCUCUUGGCCGAGAAACUCCCACAGCAGGACAAUACGACCACCACUGACUCUGAAAUGGAGGAGCCCUAUCUGCAAGAAUCCAAAGAGGAGGGGAACCCCCCGAAGCUGAAAUGUGAGCUCUGUGGCCGCGUUGACUUCGCCUACAAGUUCAAGAGGUCCAAACGCUUCUGCUCCAUGGCCUGUGCCAAGAGGUACAAUGUGGGGUGCACGAAGCGGGUGGGGCUCUUCCACCCUGACCGCAGCAAGCUCCAGAAACCAGGGGCGGCCACGCACGGGCGCCGCCGCACCUGCAAGGGAGCCUUACCUGUCCUCAGCAAGGACACCAAGAAACAGACGCCAGUGUCCCUCUCCACGGGCUCGGUGCCGCUCUCUGUCACAGCCUCGCUCCAGCUCAGCCGCAGCCAGGAGGAUUCCAGUCGCUGCUCCGAUAACUCGAGCUAUGAGGAGCCACUGUCUCCCCUCUCGGCCAGUUCGUCCACCUCACGCCGGCGGCAGGGUGAGCGUGACCUGGAGCUGCCCGACAUGCACAUGCGGGACCUGGUGGGCAUUGGGCACCACUUUCUGCCCAGCGAGCCCACCAAAUGGAAUGUGGAAGAUGUCUAUGAAUUCAUUCGCUCCUUGCCAGGGUGCCAGGAGAUCGCGGAGGAGUUCCGUGCCCAGGAGAUCGAUGGGCAGGCCCUGCUGCUGCUGAAGGAGGAUCACCUCAUGAGUGCCAUGAACAUCAAGCUGGGCCCAGCGCUGAAGAUCUAUGCCCGCAUUAGCAUGCUCAAGGACUCCUAGAGGUGCCCACAGGCGUGGCACAGGCAGCCCACCUGGACACUCCCACGCAGGGCAGAGGCACUUGCCUACACAAGCCCUUGGGCAACAGGCUGUAGCUGUCGCUAGGAGCUGGGGGGAUGACACUGGGCCCAUGAGCUCCCUGUGGCCUGGAGCACAAACGGCCCCUGAAUGCCCCAGCUGGGGUCUGGAUACCUGUCUUCCCACCUCCUGGCUGGGGCAGAGGCUAGGUCUUGUGGGGCUGUACAUAUUUUGUAGUAUUAGCUUCCCCUCCUGCAGUCCCAGCCUGCCGUGCGGCGCACAGGGGAGAAGGGAUCAUGGCUGCAGGGUGGGCUGGGGCUGGGCAGGGGCCAGUGGCCCCCAUGGCCAGGUGCUGGCUGGCAGUAGGCAGGGCUGGUCUGAUUCCCUGCUACUUGCCCAAAUGUGAGACCCACAGGAGCCCCCCUCUCCCCAAGAACUGCAGACUUGCCAUGUGCUGGACCCAACCCCCCACUGAAUGCCAAACAGGAUGGUUGCCUUAAAGUUGUGUGUGGUUGUGCCAGGCACUGCCCGCACACCCAGCAAGCAACCAGGUUCUGGGCCCCCCUGUAUGCUCCCAGCCUGUGGGGGUUCCAGUGCAUCCUGUGGCUCGGACUGUUAAUGUGGAAGCCAGUGGGUGCCCCUGGGGUUGGCUCCUGAGCAGUGGGGUCCCUGCUCCUGGGACGGUACAGUGGGGAACAGGCUCCUGGCUGCCUGCGGAGGGGGAGGUGCCCUUUGGCAGGGGGCUGCAUUUCAGCAGGGCCUGCUGUGUUCCUUGGGCACGGGCACUGCUGGCCCCAGUGGCCCAAGAGCAUCCAUCCCUGUGCUGUGGAGUGGGUGGGGGCUGUCCCUCCAGGCUCCUGGGGCCAGUGUAGCUGGCUAAUGCCAGCAGAGCAGUCCCCUAUGCUGAUUUGGGGGUAAUCUGCACAGGCCUCCCUUGGGCUUCCCCUAGUGUCCUCAGGCUGCCAUAAUAUGGCCCAAGCUGCCUGUAUGCACCGGGGUGGGGGGCUCCAAGCCCCACUGAGAAUCAUUCCUCUUUUGAGCUGAGGAGAUGCAGCUCCAUCCUCGCCUCCGUACUGCAGCGCUGCCAGCUGUAAGCAUCCCCCAGUGGAUAGGGAGCUGCUCCUGGCUCUAGACUGAGGGAAGCUGGUGUGGGGCUGGGCUGGGAAGGUCUUUUUAAAACCCUUUUUUUCCCUUGUUGUUUUUAAUAAACGUUACAAAAAACUCCACAAA
This is a messenger RNA of Gopherus evgoodei (Goodes thornscrub tortoise), 4143 nucleotides long. It is a transcript of the gene PHC2, whose product is annotated as polyhomeotic homolog 2. Gene Ontology annotation, cellular component: nucleus; PRC1 complex. NCBI's taxonomy places the organism in Eukaryota, Metazoa, Chordata, Testudines, Testudinidae. Gene Ontology annotation, molecular function: protein binding; zinc ion binding. The transcript has 16 exons. Bases 106 to 2895 code for a protein of 929 amino acids. The record is from RefSeq and is a predicted model, not a curated record.